Rotaria sp. Silwood2 is the source of this 222-nucleotide messenger RNA. The record is from the annotation of a GenBank genome assembly. NCBI's taxonomy places the organism in Eukaryota, Metazoa, Rotifera, Eurotatoria, Philodinida, Philodinidae.
AUGACAACUGCUGUGCGUCAUUAUUCACUUGAAACUAUACUUGAAUUAACAUAUUUAACGAAUAUAAAUGAAAAUGAUCAUAUAUCAACAUUAAUUGCAUCAUUUAUUAAAAAUCCUGAAUCUGUUUUACAAGAACUUGAUGUUCAACGUUUAAGUGCUAUUUUAUCUAGACAACCAUCAAUUAUAAGUACAACACCAAAGUAUUCGACAUGGUAUGAAUAG